AUGCGCUCGACUUUUGCUCUCAGGCAGAUCGCCAUUUCGGCGUCGCGCUCGUCAAGCCUAGCAGCAGCUCGAGUCGUAGCUGCUCCCAGUGCUGCCGCUACGCGGAUUGGCGCUGUUUCUUCGGCGCUGAAGCUCGAUCGCGCUGCUCGACUGCCUGCCGGCGUCAGAGGAAUGGCGUCGGACUCCACCUCUGCUGCCGAUUUUGACCCGCAUGCGCCUACUGCGAUGGACAAGAUGGAGCCUCCCAAGCCAGGCGCUGACUUCAACGUGGUCAUCAUUGGAGCUGGCAACAUCAACUUUGGCUCGGACGAAGGUCCAUGGAACCACUCUUUCCGCCUUGAGCACAAGCUCGGCCCACGUCUCAAGGUGACUGCGCUCAUCGACCCUUCUGCAGCACGCGCAGAAGCGGCACUGACCGUCAAGCGUAACUCGUUUGUGCUCUCUGCCUACAAGGAUACAAUCGUGUACCCCACAUUUGCCGAUUACGUUGCCAACGUCUCGCCUGACAAGCGUCCGCAUGCGAUCUGGGUGGGAAGCCCUCCUGCAUUCCGUGGUCGUGAGCAGCCGGGUCGCGACCUGGAAAAGAAGCUUGUCGAGGCUUUCCCGGACGUGGCCAUCUUCAUCGAAAAGCCCGUGUCGACGGGACCUGUGUCGGACGCAUUCAAGAUUGCGCAGAUGCUGGAAAAAGCCGACAACCUGGUGUCGGUCGGUUACAUGCUUCGAUAUCUCAAGGUGGUUCAGAAGAUGAAGCAGAUCCUGGACGAGAACAACCUGAAAGUGAUGGCCACCAAUGCGCGUUACGUUAUGGCGUAUGAGCACACGAACAAGCCCGACUGGUGGGACAAGAGCAUCUCGUGCGGUCCGAUUGUCGAGCAAGCCACUCACUUUUGCGAUCUCUCGCGCUACUUUGGUGGUGAGGUGGAUCUGGCCACUGUCAGUGCGCACUCGCUCGAGUGGUUCGAGCCUGCCGGUCAGCUGAGCAAGAUCCCAAUCGAUGAGAGCAAGAUUGCCGAGGACCAGCGUAUCCCACGAAUCACGUGCGCCAACUGGAAGUACGAGUCCGGUGCCGUUGGUUCGCUCACCCACGCCGUCUCGCUGCAAGGCUUCAACUACUCGACCGAGCUCGACGUGCUCGCUGAUGGGUACAGUCUGCGACUUGUUGACCCGUACAACGCGCCCGCUCUGUACUUCCGUCGCCCUGGAGAUGACCACGAAGAAGUUGUGCGAUACCAGAACGACGAUCCCUUCUUCUCGGAAGUGAGCAACCUGAUCGACAACAUCGAGAAGGGCAGGGGUGCUAGUCCCAUCCUUUCGUCGUACGAGGAUGCCGUCAAGACCUACGCGCUCACGUGGGCCAUCCGUGAGGCUUCUGAAAAGUCAGCCAAGAAACCCACCAACUAA
Molecule: messenger RNA, 1401 nt
Organism: Mycosarcoma maydis (corn smut)
Lineage: Eukaryota; Fungi; Basidiomycota; Ustilaginomycetes; Ustilaginales
Exons: 1
Coding region: 1-1401 (466 amino acids)
Molecular function (GO): nucleotide binding
Source: RefSeq, a predicted model, not a curated record